Messenger RNA from Danio aesculapii, 2053 nucleotides. RefSeq lists its product as uncharacterized. Lineage: Eukaryota; Metazoa; Chordata; Actinopteri; Cypriniformes; Danionidae. The coding region runs from base 1 to 750 and encodes 249 amino acids. The transcript is spliced from 5 exons. The record is from RefSeq and is a predicted model, not a curated record.
AUGGACCCGAAGUUCCGCCGCAAAACUCUGAGACUCCCAGACGCUUCUGAGACAUUAUUCCCAGUGUUGAUGAGGAAACUGAUAGUAAAUAUGAUUUAUGCUCUUGUUUUGAUCUCAAUGUGCUUGUGGCAUUCGGUUGAUGUCACAGAGGAAGUGAAGGCCAUAUCAGUGAUGGAGGGAGAUUCUGUCACUCUACACACCGGUGUUACUGCAGUACAGACAUUUUUGUGGAUACAGUGGAUGUUCGAAAACACUCGAAUAGCUGAAGCCAACAGACUCGCUCAAAACCGCGUAUCUUAUGAUGGUCCAGAUGGGAAAUUCAGAGAUAGACUGAAGUUAGAUGAGACUGGAUCUCUGAUCAUCAUAAACACCAGAACCACUGACUCUGGUCUUUAUAAACUAACGCUUGUCAUCAAAGAAAGCGUCUACAUAAAUUUUCAACUUACAGUCUAUGAAAAUUCAUCCAUUAACUUGAUGAACAACCAGACUGAUGAUGCCAACAUUACUGAUCUCCAUCAGACAAGUUCAGACUGCGUCUACUGUCCUGGUUUUCCUGAAACUGUGAUUCGAUUGGUCAUUUGUGCACUGGUGGGCGUGGUUGUUGUUUGCUUGGUGGUGUAUGACGUCAGAUCUACAAGAAUUGAGCUGAGACGGGCGGAGGAGACCAGGCAACACAAUCAGAUACGUGAAGUAAAACCAGAGCUACAGUCUGAACUGAGCAGAAAAAUGAGCUCCAGAUAUGUUUACUAAAGGUUGCUGGUGUAGUCCCAAAAAGAAAACUAGCAGCUGGAUAUUUUUUAACCCAUUAUUCUUCAUAUAUUUACCAUAUAUCGGUUUGUAUAAUGAUUUUACUGAGAUAGCUAAUUGGCUGUAAAUCCAGCUAUUAUUAAUAACUAAUUAAUAGCGAAACAAAUAAUGAUAUGGGAUGAUCUAAUAAGCUCUCAUUUCUCAUUAAGUCUCAUUAAGUUUAGGAAAGAGUGCAGAGAUUUUUUUUUUAUUCUAUCUCCACCCUCAGGUAUAAUAUAUGAUCUCAGAAAACAAAACCAGCCAUAAAGGUACAUUUUUUUGGAAGUUACUUCAUCUAAAAGACGGAUAAAUACGUGUUCCACUGAUGUUUGGUUUAUUUGGCUGAGAUACAAAUAUUUGAUAUCUGGAGAGUACAAAACAAUCAACAUGUUAAGAAAAUUGUCUUUAAAGUUGAACAAAUUAAGUUCUUAGCAAAGCAUUUCAAUGAUUUACAAUUAAGUUUUGAUAUAUUUACAGCAAAUGUACAAAAUGUCUUAAUGGAACAUAAUGGACAAGCUAAAGAACGCAACCUCCGAUUGUACAAUGUGUUUAAACAAAUGUUAUUUCACUUGAAAGUAGCAAAUACGACAUCUUUAAACUUUUAAAAGAAUGCUAGUGCUCAUGCUUUUGCCAUGAAAAAAAUUGUGUUACUUACAACCGCAAGAUAGAGCUAUAACCGUGUCAUUUGUCUUAGGAGACGCACACUGAAUAUAUAUAUAUUCAGUCAGUGUUGGGUAAAGUUACAUUUACAGGUAAUGUACAGUAUUACAAUCUUAAGAUAAUCUUAAACUUUAAAAAAAGUCUAAUAAAUUACCGCAAGAAAAGCAUAACACACUAAUAACUAAGUAACACAUUUAGUUACUUUUUUAAAAGUGACUCAAGAUUUUAUCCAAAUACCUUUAAAAGUAUCUUCACCAACACUGUAAAUAUUUUGAUACACAAUAGUAUAUAAAGUCUGAAUAAUAUGUAUAUUUACAGUUGAAGUCAGAAUUAUUACCCCCCCCCCUUAAUUAUUAUCCCCCUGUCCACCUCCCCCGCCACCCAUUUCUUUUUAACGGAGAGAAGAUUUAUAUAAUCUAUAUAAUUUAUAUAUAGCUUUAAGGGCCUAAUAAUUUUGACAUUAAAAUGUUUUUUAAAAAUUAAAAACUGCUUUUAUUCUAGCCGAAAUAAAACAAAUAAGACGUUCAAGAAAAAUAUUAUCAGACAUACUGUGAAAAUUUCCUUGUUCUGGUAAACAUCAUUUAGGAAAUAUAAAAAAAAAAAGAAU